Molecule: messenger RNA, 2203 nt
Organism: Nasonia vitripennis (jewel wasp)
Lineage: Eukaryota; Metazoa; Arthropoda; Insecta; Hymenoptera; Pteromalidae
Exons: 7
Coding region: 144-1688 (514 amino acids)
Molecular function (GO): sequence-specific DNA binding
Source: RefSeq, a predicted model, not a curated record
GGUGCUGCAGUCGGACCGCGAACGCGCUCCAAGUAUGAUCUCGUGAAUUUCAGCAGCAGCUUCUAUAAAUAAAGAAACACGCGUUAUUUAUUGCACUUUAAUAGCAUAUACGAAAAAAAAAAAAUACAAAUUUCAAGUGAGAAAUGGUAAGACGCUGCUGCGUGGUAACGUGCAGGAACAGCCGAUCUGAGAACUGCGACGAGCGUGUGUCGUUUUUCAAAGUUCCGAGUGACCAGAAUCUCUUGGACAAGUGGUUAAAGGCAGUAAAGGAACGUGCAAGUGCCGGUGACACAAUCCUAGAGCGCAGCAGCUCGAUUUGCGAAAGACAUUUUCGUGAUGAGGAUAUAAGAAGGGAGGCGACGUUGAAGGACUCUUUUGGCAACGUUAUAUUUCAGAGACCGCUUAUCAAAUUUUCCCUCGUCAAAGACGCUGUACCAUCGAUAUUCGAGGAGGACCUGGAAAAGUCAUCGAUAAGAAAGAGGAGAAAACGGAAAGCCCCGAAGGAUCCGGAAAAUUCUAACGACGGAGCGCAACCUAAUUUUCAAGGUAAUUUUAUUCUCAGUAACGAUGGGAACCUCAACGUCAAUUACAGCAAUAUCCUGGUUACCUUUAAUGAGAAUCAGAGCAACCUCGUUAACUUCAAUGUCGCUCCUUCAAAUAACUCGCAGUCCGAGGUGAUACCAAUAACUGUCAGAAACGGUGCUCAGAAUGCCUUGAGUAAUUUAGACAAUAUUAACGGGACAUUCGAUGCCACAGCUUACUUCGUAAACGGACAAGUGAACUCGUACAACAAUGGUUAUGACAUAACGAGUCAGAAUAAAGAUAGCCAAGUCAGUGAGAAGACAGGCACAGGAGAAUCGAAUCAACCAAAAAUAAUAUCCAUACAGUAUCUUAAACCUCAAGAACACUUUACAGAUUUAUCGAAUAUUAGUAGAGAACAAAUUCAAAACCACCAUAGUAAUUUUAAAGGAUUAAACGCACCUAAGGAAGUCACGAUUAUAGUACCGCAAGAAGAAUUGAUGAUACUAAACGAGAGCAAUAAUUACGCUCACAACAAAAAUACUCAGAAAACCGUCAAUCGUCAAGUAAAAAAUACAAAUUCUAAAACGCCUGCUCCCCCAAAAGGAGGCACGUUGCAUUACCCCCUGCCGGAGUCCGAGGCGCAAUUGAACAUCCGAGCGUUCGAUCUUAUUUUCCACAACAGUCACAAGAUCAAGCUGCCCAAUGCCAUGUGGGGAUAUCAUAAGAACUGUAUAGACAAGGAUAUCAUUAUCUUCUCGAAAGCCAAGUGGUUCAAGUCGGAUGUCCUCAUCCCACCUAUAUAUGAAAAACAGGUGAUAUUCCACGAGAGCGACAACAUUAAGAUCUACAUCAACAACAAGUUCUCUCCGCUGGAAGUACGUCGACCGAAAGACGUACAGGAGAUGGAGGUAAUCUUGAAACACGUGGACGAGACGGUAGUAUGUUCGGGCGGUCCGAAUAUUGGCGAGUGCGACACAGCGCAGUGCGCCCAGAAAGACUACGCGGUGAACCGCUGGCGACAUAAGCUUUGUCCCAUCAUCAUCGGGGAAGCAGAGACCAUCUGCAAGUUCUGUAGCACCAUCAACCAGGUGCUCAGGUAUCCCAAGAAGAAAAGACUGCCUUUCGGUAGAAGGCCUCCUCCUGAUGUCGUUCAGGAGGACAGUUGAGUGGAUGACUCUGGUAUUCCUGUAAAGUAAAGAUGUGCCUGAACAUCACAGAUCGGAGCUAAUGACUGACCGAUUAUUUGCUGGCUUCCGCUGUGUGAAACAGACAAUAGUUAUUAUAACAACCAUAUACGAAAAGUACAAAGAUGGACUGCAAGAUCUUGAAAUAUUUUUACCUUUUAGAGCUUGGAUGAGUUCCAAUUAUGGUUCACAUGAUUUGAAAAAUCAAGCGUUUUUAUACUCUGAUAUACUUUACGUGCGUUCAUUCGCAAGAGCUCGUUGCCUGGAAAUGGUGUGGAGAAAGGUUUUGUUCCUAUAUACUCAAGUUAUUUGUAUCGUUAUUUUAAAUGCCACAACGUGUGUUAUAUGUGAAAUAAACAAAUUUCUAUAGCGAUUAACAAUAAAAUCCAAACUUUAAUUUCGUAUCGAGUAGCUGCGCAUCCUAUACCGAACUCGUAAUUUAUACUUAAAAAGUGUACUAAAUAAGUGUUACUUAAAAUAAAACCGUUUUAUAGUAA